Messenger RNA from Bombina bombina (fire-bellied toad), 5647 nucleotides. RefSeq names its product aldehyde dehydrogenase 5 family member A1 (gene ALDH5A1). Lineage: Eukaryota; Metazoa; Chordata; Amphibia; Anura; Bombinatoridae. Gene Ontology annotation, molecular function: succinate-semialdehyde dehydrogenase (NAD+) activity. The record is from RefSeq and is a predicted model, not a curated record. The transcript is spliced from 10 exons. Gene Ontology annotation, biological process: GABA catabolic process. Bases 395 to 1918 code for a protein of 507 amino acids.
GUGCUGCUGUCAGCCACAGGACUUUGAGCUGUCAUUACCAUUGUUGUACUUUCACCAGGCAUUAUUAUUUUAUAAGAUUACUAACACAUUUCAUUGACUUUUGCCUUUAUGUACAUUCUACAUACAGCGCCGUUGUGCAUAAUCAUUAUAGUGAAUGUCUAAGGCGCUACCACAUUUUGUGAGCGUCUCUCUUUCCCCCUUCACUAACGCGCCAGCUCUUUAAAGCAUUUAUCGCCCUGUAUCCCUUGUAGAUUCCAGUGGUGAUAUAUUCUUGCGCUCUGCAGGUGAAUUCCGUGCUGUAUUGCGUUAGUUAUUGCUGUUACUGUAUAACCAUUUUUAUUACUGCAAUUACAUUUCCCCUGGUUCUAGCAGAUACACCCCGCAUAAAGUAGUUAUGAUUGCCCGGCUCCAUCUGGUCACCAUCCUCCGUCUCCCCUGCAGAAUGUCCUCAUCCGCCAGUGCAGCGGCACUUUCGCAAUCGCUUCUGCGUUCUGCAGCCUAUGUGGGGGGCUCUUGGCUGCGCCCCUCGACGUCUUUCCCAGUCUUAGACCCGGCCACCGGUGCAGAGCUGACUAAAGUUGCCGACUGCGGGCCCCAGGAGUGUGGGGAGGCACUGAGAGCAGCGUCCGUGGCCUUCCAGACAUGGAGAGAUGUAUCUGCCAAGGAACGAAGUGUGUUGUUGCGCAAGUGGUACGACCUGAUGAUGGAGAACAAAGAGGACCUUGCCAGGAUUAUUACAGCAGAGAAUGGCAAACCUAUGAAAGAAGCCCUGGGUGAGAUUGUUUAUGCAGCUGGUUUUCUGGAGUGGUUUUCUGAAGAGGCCCGUCGCAUAUAUGGGGAUGUGAUCUCUGUGCCAAUGAAAGACAGAAGAGCCUUAGUACUCAAGCAGCCUGUGGGAGUCGCAACAAUAAUCACCCCAUGGAAUUUCCCCAGUGCCAUGAUAACAAGGAAAGUCGGAGCUGCAUUGGCUGCUGGAUGCACAGUAAUUGUAAAGCCUGCUGAAGACACUCCGUUAUCUGCACUAGCACUUGCUGAGUUGGCUCACCAGGCUGGGAUUCCUGCAGGAGUGUUUAAUGUGGUUCCAUGUUCCCGACAGAAUGCUCCCACUGUAGGCGAACUCUUGUGUACACAUCCGUCCGUAGGAAAAAUUUCAUUUACAGGUUCUACUGCAACAGGAAAGAUCCUGCUACGCUAUGCUGCAGACUCUGUAAAGAGGGUGUCCAUGGAGCUUGGGGGACAUGCCCCAUUCAUAGUAUUUGACAGUGCAAAUGUGGAUCAAGCAGCAGCUGGGGCCCUUGCUUCAAAAUUCCGUAAUUCUGGCCAGACGUGUGUAUGUUCAAACAGAUUCCUGGUGCAGAAAGGAAUACAUGAUGCAUUUGUGAGGAAGUUAUCAGAGCUGAUGUCGAGGGAGCUGCGUGUGGGAAAUGGAUUUGCAGAAGGAGUUACUCAGGGACCACUCAUUAAUGGAAAGGCAGUACAGAAGGUGGAGCAACAUGUAAGUGAAGCUGUAUCUCAGGGAGCUCACAUUGAAACUGGAGGCAAACGAUCGAGUGUUGGGAAGAAUUUCUUUGAGCCAACUUUGCUCAGCAAUGUCACCACUAAAAUGCUGUGUGCACGUGAGGAAACAUUUGGCCCUCUAGCACCUGUCAUCAAGUUUGACACAGAAGAAGAAGCAAUGGCUAUUGCAAAUUCAGUUAGUGUGGGCCUAGCAGGAUAUUUUUACUCCCAAGACCCAUCGCAGAUUUGGAGAGUGGCUGAGCGCCUGGAGGUUGGGAUGGUCGGAGUUAAUGAAGGCUUGCUGUCAUCAGUUGAGUGCCCCUUUGGCGGAGUAAAGCAAUCUGGAAUUGGACGAGAAGGGUCAAAAUACGGAAUUGAUGAAUAUUUAGAAAUUAAAUAUGUUUGCAUUGGGGGCCUUUAACAUAUGGUAGAUAAAAAAGAUACAUUUCUCUGUCUGCAGUCAUCUCAUGAGAAGACUUUCAUGGUUGUCUCUUCACCAUAAAAGUAUAUGGUACAAACUUUAGAGGUACUCUGAGCUGAAAAAAAGGAUUAAUUUGAUAGUGUUAUAAACAGUCUAGCCAUUUUUUUUCCUAAACAAAUUUCUUAUUGGCAGAGUGUUUUAAUGUGUAAUUAUGUGUCAUGGAACAGUGUUCUUGAUUAGUGUUGGAUGCAGCUUUUUGAUAACACAAGAAGAUAUUUAUAUGUUGCCACUUCAGAAGCAAAUCAACUGUGCGACAAAUUAUACUUUUUCAUAGUCUGCUGUUUACUUAUAUUUGAAGAAAAACAAACUAAUAUUAAGCACAAUUAUCUAAUAGUUUAGAAUACCUAGCAUUCAUAUACUGUAUACACUAUUUAGUAGUCUAAUGUUUCUCAUAAUUACCACCAUUUAUAGUGGAAAUUGCAAUAAUACAGCUAUGCCGAUUAAACAUGCUGUGAAAAUGUUCAGAUGCUGAAGAAUGGUCUAUAGUCGCUAAAAAUAAAGUUUGUAGAUGAUAGAGAAGUCUAGGUUUCCCACAAGAUGUAAUAGGGCAUGUUCAUGUAUGUUGAUCACUAGUGAAUAAGUUCCAUAUGAACUAGAGAGUUUUUCUUUCUAAUGGUAGAGAUCUCUUCCUUCUCAGUAAGUAUAUGAUGAUUAUUCACUGAUCUAGCAUUGGAUUCAUCUAGAUGAAUAGGUGUUAUGUAGUGUAUAUUUUAUAGCGACAUAUUUGUCAAUUGCUGUAAUACUUUGACUGCACAAUAUCACAUGAACAUCUCUGAAAACAGUUAGAUAACUUACCUCAAAAUUCCCUAAUAACUAUAUCCUAUUACAAAGGGACUCAAAGCAUCCAGUCUGGAUAUUUAUAUAUAUAUAUAUAUAUUUUUUUUAUUUUUAUUUCAACAAGCUUUAUUAAAGAGCCAAUAAUUGUACAAUGCAAUGAAAAUAAGUAAUAUAAACAUUAACAUAUUGAACAAAGACUUAAACAACCAGUUAUACAAAGAGAGUCUCUAUGGAAAAAUUUAAACAAGCUGGGUGUCCGCACCCAGCAAAACAGGAAACUAGAAACAAUCACAGCCUGUGCACAAGUACAGCCUCCAAAGUGCCCAAAAUUCCACAGGGGUGAGAUCCCAUAUUGCACUUGCAAAUAAAUAAAUAAAUAAUAUAUAUAUAUAUAUAUAUAUAUAUAUAUAUAUCUGUAUAUAUAUAUUUUUUUAUUUCUGCAAUCUCAGUUUAAAAGGUAUAAAACCAAAUGUUUUCUUUCAUGAUUCAGAGAGAACACACAAUUUUAAAUUACUUUCCAGUUUAUUUGUAUGGUCAAACUUGCUAAAUUCUCUUUGGUAUUCUUUGUUGAACGAGCAUGUACUACUGGGAGAUACCUGAGCACAUCUGGUAAGCCAAUAACAAGAGGCAUAUAUGUGCAGCCACCAAUCAUCAGGUAACUCCAGUUGCUGCUCCUGAGCCUACAUAGUUAUGCUUUUCCACAAAGGAUACUAAGAAAACAAAGCAUAUUGUAUAAUAGAAAUAAAUUGGUAAAUUGUAUUUCUGUACCAUGAAAGUUUAAUUUUUACUCUACUGUCCCUUUAAGAUCUAUAUUUCUAAGCAUCUGAUUGUCAAAGUAUCUGUAUCAAAUAUACAGCUAACGUGUAUAGAGGGGGAAUUAUAAGAGCACAGCGUAAAGUUUUGAUACUUGUAGCUACAGCUGUUAGGGCUUUGGAAAGUUUAGAUGGUUUUUACGUUAUAGUCUGUCUAUUAAUGGGUUUUAUAUGUUUAGAAUAGAUGGUUGCACAUAUAGAAACCUGGAAAUUUAUCUAUGGAGCAUUCCAAAAUUCCAUAUGUCUAGAUGUUAGUACUGCAUGGCUUUCUUUUCAUAAAAAAGCCUGGAUAGUAGAUACUUUUAGACUUUAACUUCAGAGAUUCUUUAAUUAGACUAAUUGUAAAUAAAAUAAACUCACAGUAGGGAGAGAAAAAAACCCUUAUUUAAAGGGACAGUAUACACUCAUUUUCAUAUAACUGCAUGUAAUAGACACUACUAUAAAGAAUAAGAUGCACAGAUACUGAUAUAAAAAUCCAGUAUAAAACUGUUUGUUUAAAAACUUAGUUAGAAGCUCUCAGUUUAGCUGGAAAGCCCACUGCAAGUGGGAAAUAAGACACUCCCCCCUUCCCCCUUCUUUUGCAUAUGAAAAGACCCUUUACACAAACAGGAGCAAGCUGGAGAAGGUAGCUGACGGCAUUCAAAUAAAGAUUUGGGGCUUGGUUAGGAGUCUGAAAAUCAGAGCAAUGUUCUUUAAAAAUAAGCAAAAUUAUACAUUUUUUAAAAAAAAGCAAACUUUAUGGGAUUUAUAAAUAGAUCAUCUACAAAACAUUUAUGCAAAGAAAAAAUGAGUGUAUAAUGUCCCUUUAAUAGAAAACUCAGUGUAAUGGAAUCUGCAAAGAAAUUUAAAGGGAGACAUAAACAACUAUACUGGGCUACUCACAGGCAUAUUGUAUCCAGUGUUCACUCACAUAAUACAAGUUGUGAAUCAAACCAAAGGUGCAAGGAUAGCUCAUCUAUUGUCUGAGCAAAACAAGAAGAGAAAAUAUUUACCUAGAAGUCCUCUUCAUUGCAUUAAAUAUACAUUGUUAUUAAGAACAUUAAAAAAAACAAAAAAAAUCCUUCAUUAGUGAACAAGAACAGUAAGCUGUGGGGAAGAAAAUAACGGACACAAGAUGGAAAAUGUCUUGGUGGCAUGGCACUGAACUGCUAAAAAAAAAGACUGUAGAUAGAAUGGAAGCAAGAAAUCUGCAUAGUGUUACUGGUCUCAAACAUGGGAAAAUGAGGCAGUAACAAUGAGAAGCAAAAUCAGUUAUUAUUCUGGCUCUGAAUUUCCGAUUCUGACCAGAAUGUCACUUAUCCCCUCAUUACAGCAUCAUGCGCCACCUACAGGCAGCUUACCGAACACCUUUUACAGGACUCAGAAACUUCAAACAAAGAAACAAAUUGUGUGGUGUAUAUUUUUCUAAUAAUUUCCACAGUCUAAUUUCCAGUCAACUUCAAAUUGACACCCUCAAAAACUCUGACAUAACCAAACAUGGAUUUAAUCUGCCUGUGUCAGAGUACACCCAUAGCCCUCACAGAUUUCAUUAUCAUCUAGCAAUUUGAGGAAGUAGUGGAAAAUUAGGAUGCUAGUUGUUUGCCAUGAAUUACAUUGCAUUACAUGUAUAGUAUUCUCUGGCUAAUCUGUGAAUACAUCACUAUCUAACAUAUAUUUAGUGUUUCAUGUAGCUUUGAAAGCAUAACACUCACUAAGCACAUUUUUGUGGAAGCCAGUGAUCAUAUAAUGUAGAGUAUAUCUGCUCCAGAAGAUAGUUAUUUUGAAAGAAUAAAUACUCUUUAUAAUAAUCUGCAAAGCAAAUACUUUUCUACACAUUGUGGAACAAAUAUGUGCUAUUGUUCUGUCAAACUGAAUUUUCUAUUAAUUUAUAUAUAAUAUAUUAGUAAAAGAUUGAUCAUAAUUUUGAAGAUAAAAAGUAACUUCAUAUGAAUAUUGAAAUGUAUAUUAGAAAUGACAUUGUCUACUAAAAUAUAAAUUGUGAAGUUGUAUGAAAUAGUUUUGUAUGUAUAUGCGGGUCAGAUAUUCUGUCCAAAGCUGUUGUUUCUUAUAGUGCCAAAUAAAGUGACAAAUGUUGUCUCAA